AUGGUUGGAAGUGUGAAGAAAGAUACUAUGACAAUGAUAAUCGAUCCCACUACCUAUUACACAAAUGGCGCCCAGAAAAUGUAUAGGCUUGUUAGCGUUGCAGAUGUAGAUUCCAACGGCCCACCAAGAAAACGUAUGGCAGUAUUGGCCAAAUCUUCUGUGGGCAAUCCUCAGCAUGGAUCAUUAGCAGGGGAAAGCGGUAGCGCUGGUACUCGUGGUCAGCUUGGCGAUGAUAUCAUCAUUGAUGAUGGCAUUGACGAGCGAACAGUCGUCAUAGAACAACAUGACUCUGAUUCACCAUUAUUGGGAGAUUCGCCACUAAGCACCAUGAUGGUUAGCGGUCAUCAAGCCGUACCGCGAGGGAGUCAAUCUCGUCAUAUAGCUUUAUCGAUGGGCGAUCAGUUACGACCACAAACGCGUGUGGUGGCCUCACCACAGCACCAUUCACCCUCACUUGGUCCAGGAUAUAUGCAGCAAAGCCAGUACGAUGCAGAUCUCCAAUUUCAGCAAUUCAUCAGCCAGAAUUUGAGUCUUCUCAAUGAUGACGAGGUGAGCAGAAUCGUUUGCUUCAUCAUCAAACUACCGCUGAUUCGUUGACC
This is a messenger RNA of Cylicostephanus goldi, 599 nucleotides long. NCBI's taxonomy places the organism in Eukaryota, Metazoa, Nematoda, Chromadorea, Rhabditida, Strongylidae. The record is from the annotation of a GenBank genome assembly.